Molecule: messenger RNA, 1812 nt
Organism: Zymoseptoria tritici IPO323
Lineage: Eukaryota; Fungi; Ascomycota; Dothideomycetes; Mycosphaerellales; Mycosphaerellaceae
Exons: 1
Coding region: 1-1812 (603 amino acids)
Source: RefSeq, a predicted model, not a curated record
AUGGACGCGAACGCGAGCGCACUCGGGAUGUCGCAGUCAGCUGCGGGCGUGCGCUCAUCUGCGCUGCCUGCUAUCUCUCCAACGACUGUCCCGAUGACAAACUCGCUCCUCGACUUGCCGCCUGAAUUGAUCGACUACCUCAUCGACACGAUGACCAUCGACCACCCUAGCCAAUCUACGCGGAGUGCUUUCAACGCGCUCUGCCUCACCUGCAAGGAUCUUCUCCGUGUAGCGCGUCCUGUGCUGUACAGCUCCGUGUAUCUCGACCGGCCCAACAGCCACACUACCACAUCCACUCGCCGACUCGCGCACACCCUCUACACAGCUCCGCAUCUGGCUCUACUUAUUCGACAUAUCUCCACUGCCCCUGCUAGUGAGUCCACUCACAAGUCACGCGACAUGCGCCGCUUCAUCUACCGCGAGAGUACCGCCCGGCAAGAAGAACUUUCGGGGUUCGAGGAUGCUUUGAGAUCUGCAGUGCACGGCAAGGCAGGUUCAUCUGCGAUGGAAGCGACUAUUGCACAAGGCUAUGACUUUGGAGUUCUUCAAGUUGAUCUACUGUACGUGCUGUUCAUGGCAAGGCACGCUCGCUCCGUGGCAAUCCCAACAAGCGGUCUUUUCUGGCCCGCUCUAGGUAGGGACUGGAGCGAAGUUGACAUCACCAUGCCAUUGAGACUGUUGUGGUCGAAGCAGAAUCUUCAACAUCUCCCUGCAGGCAGUCUCAUGAACUUGAGAGAGCUCAGCAUCAACGCUAAAGAGUACAUGGUUUCUUGGGCAAAUCGUGAGGCGUACGAUGUUUUCCAACCACGAGGAGACGUGGCCAUGCUUUCCGCAGUGAUGGAGCUGCCGGCGCUGCGUCGGCUGUGUGCCAAAGGCUUCGCAGCCCAAAGGUCACCCGCUGUAUGGCCGCUUUCCAAGGCAUCAAGCACAGUCCGAUCCUUGAGCCUCCUGCAGUCCAAGCUCACGCCGACGAUGCUGACAACGGUGAUCGAUACCUGCGCCACUCUGGAAGAGUUCUUCUACGAGAUUGAGCGCACCGAUGCGGAGAGGUGGACUGAAGAAGAUCAAAUUGGCGGCACUUUGGCUCUACACGACGCUCUCUACCAGCACCGCGACACUCUGCACACACUUUCGAUCACCCAUCUCGCGAUCCGGGACGCCCUUUGGAACCAGGACCCCGCAGAAUUCCCCUUACAUGACCUUCAUAAUCUGACAACCGUCGAGAUUGACAUGUACCUGUUGCUUGGAAUUCGAAGAAAGACUUGCUUUUCAGACGCUGCGCGGGACAUCCCGUGUAGCCUGCGAGACAUGACUGUUCAUACAGACUGCCUGCUGGAACAUCUGGUCAUCUUCGUCAACGAGCUUGGCACUCUCCAGCAUAGGGGUCUGGAAAAGCUUCAAAUCACCUUCCGCAACACAGCCGUCAUGAAGUACAGUCGGUAUACCGAGCUUCGCGACACAGAACUCAAUGCUCCUCCAGCAAUUCCGAGCAGCAGCAAGCAUCGCUUCCGCGUGGGAACUGGGGAGAUCUGGGGACGCUUGAUGCUGACGUUCGCGUGUUGGGAACUCCAACAAUGGUCAGUCCUGGAAAUGAAUGUUCUGAUGUCGACAGUUCGCUCCAGGGGUCUCAACGGUCUGAUGGAGCUCCAGAGGCCCGACGUUUGGCAGCUCGACUGCGUCCUCGGCGAAGCACUCCUGAGCGCACGCGAUGCUGAAGAGCUGGAAUGGGACACAGCGGCGAAGGCCAUGCUGAUUGACUUUGGAGAUACUUUAGUGAACUUGUUUGGCGGCGAGGCGGAUGGGGGAGUGUAG